CAGAAUACAACACGUGGAGAGGCUGAAAUAUGACGUUUCUAUUUAAUCAUGGUACCAUUAGGGAGGAGAUGGGAAGAAAGUGCUAAGCUACCCGAAACAUAAACCAAGUCGGCAUUUGCGCUGCACCGGAACAAGUGUGCACACAAUCCUCUGUGCACACUCACCCACCAGAGGAGGCCAGCCCAGCCGGGACCAUGAGCGAGCGUGGCCCUCGCACGGAGGCCUCCAUGUUUUUGCAGGUGGAGGUGGACCGCCUCGAGCGCGAUGACAAAGAGGACAACGAUGAAGACAAGAUGGCGCACUAUGACGACGACGACAAAGAUGACGACGACCUGAUGUUGGCACCCUCGGGCUCCCGCGUCUACGACCGCACUACGGUGCUCAUCGAGCAGGACCCCAUCCGUCUGGACGAGGAGGGAGAGGAGGACCAUGGACACUGUGUCGGGGGGGACCACGACGGUGGGGGUACUUUCCUGGUCGAUGAGGAGGAGGAGGAGGAAGAGGAAGAAGGCUCUAUGACAUUCAUGGGCGACCAGGACGGCAUGUCGCAGGGAUACGUGCAUCACACCAUCUCGCCCGACCAGAUCCAGUUCAUCAUCAACCCGGGGUCCAUGGCCAUGCCACGCAACAUCGAGGGGGCCACCCUCACCCUGCACUCGGAGUGUCCGGAGACCAAGCAAAGAGAGGUGAAGCGGUACCAGUGUAUGUUUGAGGGCUGCACACGGACCUACAGCACGGCGGGCAACCUGCGCACACACCAGAAGACCCACCGGGGCGAGUACACAUUUGUGUGCAACCAGUUGGGCUGCGGCAAGGCCUUCCUCACCUCCUACAGCCUGAAGAUCCACGUGCGCGUUCACACCAAGGAGAAGCCCUUUGAGUGUGACGUACAGGGCUGCGAGAAGGCCUUCAACACUCUGUACAGACUGAAAGCGCACCAGAGACUGCACACGGGGAAGACGUUCAACUGCGAAUCGGAGGGAUGCACAAAGUACUUUACCACACUCAGUGACCUGAGGAAGCACAUUCGCACUCAUACAGGGGAGAAACCAUUCCGGUGUGACCAUGAUGGUUGCGGCAAGGCGUUUGCUGCCAGCCAUCACCUAAAGACGCACGUGCGGACACACACAGGGGAGAAGCCUUUCAAUUGUCCCAGCAACGGCUGUGAGAAAGCAUUCAGCAGCCAGUACAGUUUGAAGAGUCACGUCAGGGGCCAUGGGGACAAGGGCCAGCCCUUCAGUGUUACCAUCACUCACCCCCUGUCCGAGGAUGCAAAUCAUUCACUGUGCCUCAGUGACUUGAGCCUCAUCUCGACUGACUCGGAGCUCAGAGAAAACAUCCACAAUUCUCAGAACUUGGACUUGAACAAUGUUACCCCCGUGAGGAUCUUUGAGCUCAUGUUCCAGAGUCCUGAGAACAGUGUCAGUCAAGACGAUGCCCAUCCUCACGAGAGCCUUGUCGAAGCUUUUGGCCAGGAGACUGGUCAGUCCACCAUGGGCGAUGGAUCCACCCCCAUCUCCUUCUCAUUCUCCCUUGUCCCUUCCUCCUCAUCGUCCUGUUCCCACCCACACUAUCACCCUCACUCCGACACCACCUCCACCACUGUCCUGGAGGCUUCCUCCCAGCUCCCUCUUAGCCAAACCCCCUCUUCCCAACUGCCAGCAUCUCCUGCCACCAUUAGUAAUGUUACUGCAAUCAGUUCCACCCAGCCCCUUGCCACCUUCGUACCCUUACCCACUGCCAUGCAGACACCAGAUAUGCCUGCCCCCAACGUGGCACUGCCCGUACAGACCACUCCAAUAGUGCCCUCUGCUGCGCCAGUAUUGGUGCCAGGCCCAGCCCUCACCAACGCGGCUCUGGGCACUGUAGUUGCUGCCACCCCCACAGAGACUGUGCCGCUGCCGGCCGUGGCUCACACACACACAAUGCCUUUGGCCAGCAACACCAACCCUGCCCUGGCGCCCCCAGCCUCUGCCCCCACCAUCGCCCUAAGUCACAGCCACACCCAGAGCCUGCUGCAGCCCAGCAUCGUCAUGUCCGACCAGAACCUGCAGUGGAUCCUUAACACCGCUGCCAACAGCCAACAGAACCCAGAGCAAGCGCCACACGGAGGUCCAAAAGUGGAGAAGGUCUUCUUUACCACAGCCAUACCAGUAGGAGGCAAUUCAGGCAACUCUGUCCAGCAGAUCGGCCUCAGCCUGCCCGUCAUCAUCAUCAAACAGGAGGAGUCCUGCCAGUGCCAGUGUGCCUGCAGGGACUCUUCUAAAGACAAGCUCUCGAACAAGAGCAGCAACACCUCGGCAGCACCACAACAACAGCCCACAGUGCUCCCCGCUCCUCUACCACCCUCCGCUCCCAUGGCACUGCCCUUUUCCCCCGUACUCCCCCCGGCACCCUCUUCCCCCUUGUGCUGCCUCCCACCGCUCACCUCGGAAGUGAACGAGUCCCCUCCUCUUCCCCAAACAGGAGCGUUACUAGGACCGGGUAGCCCCUCGAACUCUGUACAGACGUUCCCCCCAGGGGUGGCCACGGCGACCACCAACCCCCCUCCGAUCAUGUCCAUGAUGGCCAAACCAUCCGUGUCGGAAUUCCUGUCCCUGCAGAGCCCCGAGAGCACGGCCAACAUCGAGGCUCUGCUACUGGUGACCAGCAAUGAUGACUUCACGCUGGCCACCGCUGGCACUAGCACCACCACCAACUCCUAGUGGACACUCAGGCUUCGUCCCUAUUCGCCACUCUUCUCUUGCAUACUCCCAUUCAUGGAUUUAAAAGCAUUUUUGUGUAAGCGUUGGGCAGAGGGAGUUUCUACCAUUGUUAAAUUAAAGGGAGUGUGCAUAUGCACACAUUAGGAGAGGAUAUAGAAUCAGGACGCAGCCGUACUAGCCGAUUUACCCACUACGCAUCCGCUUUUCAAGUAUGGUAAGUGAAACUUAAUGAGGGGGCUUAUUUUGAAAAAGCAGCUAAAUGCAUGCCAGUCAAGAAAAGUGUUCUUAAUUAGCUGGCUCUCCAUCAAACAAGACAAGGUCCUAAGCACUGAUCAUUUGAAAGGCCCGAGGAACUAUUGUGUGCUUCUAAUAUGGCGUGAAGCUGAUUCCUGAGAGCAACAAAACAUUGUCUAUAUCCAUGUACUGUACAAUAGUUCUUAACUGUAACUAUUAUGAUUAGUUGGUAAGUGAUUGAACAGAAUGCACUGCAUGUGAAGUGAAUUGGAAUUUCAUCAACUAUAUUUCCUACAAGGAAUUAGUGUUGCCAUUCCCUUAAAAGCAAUGUCUUGCUAAUGCCAUAAUGUGAAGAGUAAUUUCCAGUGUUUUACCUAAAUUAACUUGUGUAGUCCAGAUCAUUGUUUUGUCUUUUGUCUCACUUGUUCGUUUUUUGUCUUUCUUUACAGGCAUAUUUACUAAUUGAAAAAUAUAUUGCCUGUGACGCAAUGUGCUUGCCUUUUUAAAUAUAAUUUAGAAGUAAAUGCAUUAGUAAUAAGCCUAUAACUUAAUAUUUAAUUUGUCAAUAAUAUUUUAUUUAUUGGAGAGAGAAAAAAAAUCUAAAUCUCUGACCUUAGACUGUCAUCAAGUCACAGCUUAUUCAUCAUCAUUGUAAUCAUUGUUAAUUUAUUCCACUUUUCGCCCAAGGUUUCUUUUUUUAGUCCCCCCCCUGUUACUGAUUUUUGUUUUAUGGAGCCCCUCUCAGUCUGUUUCAGAAAGCUGUUUCAACACAACGCAAUUAAUGAUAUAUCAAGGUUGUCAAAAGUCCUAAAUUGAGUUUUGGUCAGCAAAACCUCUUCACAAUGAAAUCAUGAAUCAAUUAUGAAAAUAAUUGCUCACGACACUGUUUCUCUAUGAAUUAUGACGCACUCAGGGAUGCAUCAUGGCAUAUCUCAUUUAUACAGCUUGAGAUGUUCCUUUAUUUAAUAAGAGAUUGUCCAUUUUGACAUUUUAGAAAGCAACCGCCCGGAUGCCCAUCGAUUGUAGUAGCCCCCUUUUUCGGCUGCACUCUCCCCUCUUUGUGCACAGUCUAAUAUGACUAGUUAUCUGCGUUAUUACUAUGACUAUUUAAAUACCACUGCUGUCAGAAGGGGUUUCUGAAGGGUGUUGAUGAUGGUGUAAAUACAUUACAUUUAAAUAUAUGAACACUUAUUCCUUCAGAUUGUUUAAGAAUGUAUUUGUUUUGUAUAUACAUUUUGAAUAUGUAGACUUGAACCUUGGAGACUAAAGACAAUACACCCUGCGCUGCCCUUUGUCUUUGCAUUCUGCCCCCAUGCAGAUGCUCUCACAUCUUAUGCAGAAGAGUUUAAAAUGAAGCCUAAUAAUGGUUAGUUUUAGGGCCACUGGCUACUGUGCAGUCAACAUAGUAUUUAUUUUCAAAUGCAAGUGUAAGUAACCUUCUUAGAGUAUAUGACAAUAUUGUUUCACAUGGGACAUAAUGCAAUGAUUAUAACAAAAAAAAGAAAAAAUUGGAGAGAAGGCAUUAUGCCCAAAUAUCAUGUGUAGAGCAACCUUGCCUUACUACAGGAUAUCUCACUUGCUGUGGCUUACUGAGCAGUCUCCUUGUCUUGUCAAUCUUUGCCUAUGGCUUGAUUUGGACAUGCUGCUUGAUUACGUUCUCCUGUUAAUCUAGUCUUGUUCUCAAUGCCUUUUAGCAGCUGUCUACAAGUGGCCAAAAUUACAUUGAAAAGAAAUGCUUCAUUUUGUGUUUGAAGAUUUAACAGAUAAAUGUGCCAACAAAUCAAAUGAUCCCAAUUAUUAUUUUUAUGUAAUUGUUUUGUGAAGAUGUUACUGCAGAAAUAUACUGUAGACUGAAAUUGUUUCUCUUGAUUCUUUGUAGUACUGUAUUGGAGACAACUUCUUAAUACUUUAUUUUACAGAUCACUACAUCAAUGUUGUAGUUGGAAAUUAGAAUUACAUCAACAUUUUAAUUGCUACUUCACAGGCAUUGAUUGACAGCAGCUAUCAUGAUCUAUUAUUUAGCAUGUAAAGGGUGACCGAGAUCCAACAUAGGCGUCAUCAUAUAUCAUAGGAUAACAGAGUACGCAGGAAAUCUUUAUCUGGCAGACCUGAGUAGGAGAAAUGUGUAAACUAACAUGGGCUUUGCCCUUUUCCUGUUUUGAGAUUUAACUGAUACCAAAACUUGAUGAUAACCUGGAAUAUUGAUUAAUGUAGCUAGCACUUAAAAUUGGGUCCACUAGAUUGUGAAUUGUGAUUUGAGAUUGUGGGGCAAAUCUGUCGUUCUGCCCCUGAACAGGCAGUUAACCCACUGUUCCUAGGCCGUCAUUGAAAAUAAGAAUUUGUUCUUAACUGACUUGCCUAGUUAAAUAAAUGUAAAAAAAAAAAAUUAAUAAUCAAAUAUUAAAUCAUUAGUUUCUUAUUGAUAUUUAUACUAAAUAAAAAUAUUAACGCAACCAUUUUUGAAAGAUUUUACGGAGUUCAGAAAAGGAAAUCGGUAAAUUUGAAAUAAAUUAAUUAGGCCCUAAUGCUUGGAUUUCACAUGGGUGGGCCUGGGCCCACCCACUGGGGAGCCAGGCCCAGCCAAUCAGAAUGAGUUUUUCCCAACAAAAGGGUUUUAUUACAGACCUAAAUAAUGAGCUGUCUCUGUGGCUGGUCUCCGUCAAUCCCACAGGUGAAGAAGUUGGAUGUGGAGGUCCUGGGCUGGCGUAGUAACACGUGGUCUGUGGUUGGACGUAUUGCCAAAUUCUCUAAAACGAUGGAUGUGGCUUAUGGUAGAGAAAUGAA
This is a messenger RNA of Oncorhynchus gorbuscha (pink salmon), 5723 nucleotides long. Its product is annotated as metal regulatory transcription factor 1-like. NCBI's taxonomy places the organism in Eukaryota, Metazoa, Chordata, Actinopteri, Salmoniformes, Salmonidae. Gene Ontology annotation, biological process: positive regulation of transcription by RNA polymerase II; central nervous system development. The record is from RefSeq and is a predicted model, not a curated record. Gene Ontology annotation, cellular component: nucleus. Gene Ontology annotation, molecular function: RNA polymerase II cis-regulatory region sequence-specific DNA binding; DNA-binding transcription activator activity, RNA polymerase II-specific.